Molecule: messenger RNA, 1035 nt
Organism: Echinostoma caproni
Lineage: Eukaryota; Metazoa; Platyhelminthes; Trematoda; Plagiorchiida; Echinostomatidae
Source: the annotation of a GenBank genome assembly
AUGCAACAGGUUUCGCCUGACCGCCUUCAAGCGUGGAUCGAAGGCACGGCGAAUAUCGAUCUGGAUUCGCCAUCCGUCGAUGGACGGUCGUGGUCCAAUGGCGAAGAUCCCUCGCCGUCCCGUCGUCCGGGACGUGCAGGCGAGGGUAAUUCAGACUCAUGUACUAGUGGUUGGCGUGGAAUCGAGAGUACUUUGGAGCGGAAUGAAUCUGGGGAUGAAGAUCUUUUUCUUACGCCAACUUCCUCCGAUGCGUCACGGACACCAAUACCAGAUCGUAGGACGGCCAACAACUCUGCUGAUGUGGCGUUGCCUAACUCUAGUUCGGGGACUAGUGGUGGUGGAGGAGGAGCAGGCUUUUUCUCACGGUUUUUGCCAUUCCGAAACAACAGUCAACCAGCACCGUCGCAGCCACCAGUGUCAGCUACGCCAUCCAAGACCAAAGCUUCUGUGCCGACACUCGCGCCAGAACGUUUGUCAUGCCAAUUUGAAAACUUGAAACGAGUGCUCAAACGUCAUGGGGCUUAUGCAUUGGACUUCCGCGGAGAAAGUCACAUGUUCAAAGCCACAGCUACUGGUAUACUUACUAAUCUUUCUCAUACAAUUGAACUAAUGCAACAAAAUGAGGAACAGUGGCGCAGACGAUUUGAGCGUGAAGUAGAGCGAAAACGUCGGUUGGAAGAAACCCAACGAGCCAUGGCUCAGGAGUUGGCUCAUUUGCGUCAACUCACAGGACUUGAAGUGUCUGCGAACAGUGCCACUUCAACGGCAGGCUCAACGCAUUCACCUCAUUCUAGUGCGGUGCACACAUCGAGCUUACCCAAUGGACAUAGUCGUCCGCCAGUGCCUGGUCGAAUUCCGAGUUCUGGUAGUGUGGAUCUACAUGAGCCUGGCUCUUACGACACGAGACUUAAUAAUCACACUGGGUCUCGUUCGCAUUACGGUAUAGUUGGACCAGACUUGGAGGAGGGUCCGAAUUCGCCUAUUCGGGAAGAGGAAUUUUACGAUGCAAUUGACGCGGAAUCGGAUCGCAUAGAA